Molecule: messenger RNA, 511 nt
Organism: Tricharina praecox
Lineage: Eukaryota; Fungi; Ascomycota; Pezizomycetes; Pezizales; Pyronemataceae
Exons: 4
Coding region: 1-330 (109 amino acids)
Source: RefSeq, a predicted model, not a curated record
AUGGCCCAUGGGAGCCCUCGUCGGCGGUGCUUAAAACGAAUAAAAGCCGGACACAGCAACAGCAACAGCAACAACAAUAGCACUGACAUUCCGGUUUUUCUGAGGAUUCCGGUUUUCUGGGGGUUCUGGGGGUUCUGGGGGUUCUGGGGGUUCUGCGAGGUUCUGGGGGUUCUGCGAGGUUGGCUGGCUGGCAUGCUAUUCUCGCGGGCCUCCUCGCGGGCCUACAUGGAAGAGGACCGGGAGGCGGGGGCGGAGAACGAGGAGGACGGUGAUUCGGAGGCGGACGAGGAGGAGAGUGGAUCAGAGUCCAGAGGCUCUACCGCCGCAUAAACAAACUGCCGGACAGUGUCCAGUGCCCAGUGUUACAGUGGAGCAUAAUUUAGCAUUGCCAUUAGCGAGGCAGGCAUGUAUCGACAUAACGGCGGGCACGGCGGCGCGCGCGUGGCAGGACCGGACCGGGAGUACCUAGGUUGUAUGUACUAUAUAUGGCAGGGUAUAUGUGAUGUUUGAU